AUGCUUGCCAUCGGGAUGGGAACACAAGCACAAUGGUCGGCUGGGAGUUGGUUCCAUGGCAACUUCACAACGAGAAAAGGGGCGUUGUCAAUCAGCACAGAUGUUCUCGUGGUUGCAAUGAUGACAGUCGCAAUGUUGUUGUUCACUUCGAUUUUAGGUGUGGAAGCCUUGAAAAGAUACUCCAGGAGCUGUGAAUGGUGCAAUGUGAAAACCGGCGUGGACUAUCAGCAGGGAUGGCUGCAUAGUGGCAAUGGGGGCAGUCAUGUUGUUGUUGUGUGGUGGGUUGUUCACUUCGAUUUUGGAUGUGGAGGCCUUCAAAGGAUGCUCCGAGAACCGAGAUGCACGUUGCAGUGGCAGACAAUAGGAUGA
Messenger RNA from Ostreobium quekettii, 369 nucleotides. NCBI's taxonomy places the organism in Eukaryota, Viridiplantae, Chlorophyta, Ulvophyceae, Bryopsidales, Ostreobiaceae. The record is from the annotation of a GenBank genome assembly.